GAAGACUGGCGAGGGAAACCAUAAGGUUACCAAAGAAAACCAUCUGGAAAAUUCUGAAGGGCCCUUCUUAUGUUAAAAGUGGCAUUUUGAAAAACACCUGAAGCGCCGGCUGAUUGUGGGUGAGCCAGCAGAGAAAUAUUGUCAACGGAGCCAUCCUCUUUUCAACCCUCACCUCCACCCUCCAAGUGGCGCAGCUCCCCGCGGGGACACAGGGGGCUUAGGUGUGACCUUCGAGUCCCCGAGGCCAUUGCACAUCUGUCUCCCUCCCCCUCCCCCCGCCAGGUGUGUCCAACGAGAGAGCUGCCGUCACCUGGGCUCGGCAAGGGAGUGUUCACGAUCUCACUGUUCAUCCGUGUGCAGAGGGGGAAAAAGAGAGAGAGAGAGAGAGAGAGGCUGAGAAAAAAAAAAUCCCACAUUGUCAGAGUAAUGCCAAACUCCCUCUGAGUGGGAUGCGCGGAGCAGAUGCUGCAGUGAGAUGCCAGAGCGGCUCCCCUUCCUCUGUGCCUUGGGUGCCUAUAAAUUGCUCCGGCGCGCGUUUGUCAGCCUCCUCUUCUCCUGGCAGGUGGUACCCGGGCAGGAUUCUGCGUUCAGUCUCUCUCGCGCUCCGCUCCCGGCCGCCAGGCGCUCGCCGCUGCUCACUGGCUCCGCCGCUCCAGCCCCGAGCCUCGCCGCGCUGACCGUGCCCGCCGCCGCCGCCGCCGCUGCUCCGCGCACCCGGGGGGCGGCCGGCCCGAGCUCGCGGGGGGCGGGGGGGGUGCGCCUCUCUUAGGGCUGCCGUGGCGGUGGCGAAGGAGGGGGAGACAGGCAGCGGAAGGGCGAACCGAGCCAGCGAGAGAAGCCGAGGAGGAGGCAGAAAAAGGCAACUUCAGACGGAAAGUUGGUGCGAACUGGCGCAGUCGGCAAAAACGGAAAAGUCGAUCGCAGCAGCGGCCGCAUAAAAGUGUGAGCGGCCCCGGGCGGCGCGAGAGGCGGCGGCUGGCUCUGCCCUCCGAGUGGCCGCGCCGGCGCCCGAGGCGCAGCCACAGGUGCCAAGGGGCUCGCGGGAGGCGAGGGGGCGCCCUGCGCGCCCCUCCCCCAGCCCCCACCCCCCCAGCCCGGGACUUCAGCUCAAGUCGCCUGGCGUCCGAGCUCCCUCCCCAGCCGCAGCCUCAGCAGGGGGAGCGGGAGCAGGAGCAGGAGCAGGCGGGGAGCGGCCGGCGCGCGCCCGCCCAGGGGAGUUGGGGUUCGCAGGGGGUUGUUUUCGGCUCUGAGGAGGUCCCCGCCCAACCUUCAAAAUUUUGUCCAAAAGCAGACAAGAGGAUCGCCCCGCGCUGAGCCGGCUGGUGGGCAGCAGGAGGCGCCUGAUCGCCGCCGGGGCGCUGGGGGUGGUGAUGGUGCUGCUGCUGGUUAUCCUCAUCCCGGUGCUGGUGAGCUCGGCCGGCACGUCGGCGCACUACGAGAUGCUGGGCACCUGCCGCAUGGUCUGCGACCCCUACGGGGGCACCAAGGCGCCCAGCACGGCCGCCACGCCCGACCGCGGCCUCAUGCAGUCCCUGCCCACCUUCAUCCAGGGCCCCAAAGGCGAGGCCGGCAGGCCGGGGAAGGCGGGCCCGCGCGGGCCCCCCGGUGAGCCCGGGCCGCCGGGUCCCGUGGGCCCUCCGGGCGAGAAGGGCGAGCCCGGCCGCCAAGGCCUGCCGGGCCCGCCCGGGGCGCCCGGCCUGAACGCGGCCGGGGCCAUCAGCGCCGCCACCUACAGCACGGUGCCCAAGAUCGCCUUCUACGCCGGCCUCAAGCGGCAGCACGAAGGCUACGAGGUGCUCAAGUUCGACGACGUGGUCACCAACCUCGGUAACCACUACGAUCCCACCACGGGCAAGUUCACCUGCUCUAUCCCGGGCAUCUACUUCUUCACCUACCACGUCCUGAUGCGCGGAGGGGACGGCACCAGCAUGUGGGCUGAUCUCUGCAAGAACAACCAGGUGCGUGCCAGUGCCAUUGCCCAAGACGCCGAUCAGAAUUAUGAUUAUGCCAGUAACAGUGUGGUUCUUCAUUUGGAGCCAGGAGAUGAAGUCUACAUCAAACUAGAUGGCGGGAAAGCACACGGAGGAAAUAACAACAAAUACAGCACAUUUUCUGGAUUUAUUAUUUAUGCGGACUGAUAACGCAGAAACUAAGCUUAUUAUUCUGAGUUUGGACACUGGAUUCGUAUGGCUGACGUCACUGAAUCAAGGAUCCCAGGGGAUGCCAGUUGCGGGGCACCUCAGUUGUGUAUAUGUGGGGAAUUCAAAUGCUACCUGACUCACAUCUGUAUACUCAGAAACAUUCUGUAAAAAAAAAAAAAAAAAAAAAAAAAAAAUUAAAAGCAAGAUAAGCAGAUGUGUUAUCCAUUACCGCCAAAGCAAAUUCUCCUCCUUAUUGUUAGUGUCCAUGUGAAUGAAGUCCUAUAUAGAUCACAAAUUUUUAUAGAAAAAUCUAAGACACUGAAUUAUUUCUCCAAUAUCUAUGAUACUUUGGUGUUCUGUGACCCUGCUGCUUUGAUCCAUAUAUCAGCUUUGGUUCUUGUGAGUUUACCUGCUUCUGAUGAUACUUGGAGUCCAUUCAUAGUGUGGGGAGAAUGAUCUUACCCUGCAGGAGAAGGUCUAAUUGAAAUAAUGCUGCUUGUCCCCAAAGAAAUUGUUUGCCUUGUACUUUUGUUAACUUUAGAGCUAGUCCUGGGAAUGAUUCAACUUCAAGCCUUAACCUGGAAUUUUCUGGAUUUGAGGGAAUUCCCAAGCCUAUGAUCAUUUUCACAUUUCCUUUUUCUUGUGAAUUUUCUUUUCUCUCCUUUCUGGUGAUUAUCUUUUAAAAAUGGAGAUCGAAAUUGUAUCAUAGGAUUACCCUCUAAGUGUGCAAACGUGUAAUUAUGUGUGGUAUUUAGAAAAUCCCCUGUGUGUCCAUUUUGUCAAUAGAAUGCGUUUAGAUUUACUUAGAAAGUCAGAGAAAUUUAUUCUUUGGUGUUAAAUCAGACUGAGGCUUUUGCUUUCUUUGGAACAAAAGAUUAUUCAUAAACCCAAUGCACAAAGGUUUAAUUUGAGCUACUGCAUGGGUCACCAAGGGGACACUAAGUAAGGCCUUCAAAUAGUUACUACAAGUCCUGGCCUGAGGUUAUUUCAAAAGGAAUAAUUUCACGUGUAACCAAUAUGACAACAAAGUGUAUAUAUUUUAUACCAGUAUCUGCUACAAAUACAUGUAUUUGUGUGUACAUGCACACACACACAUAUGUUAGAGGAAGUAUGAUAUAUAUAUGGCUUCAGACCACAGGCACAGUGGCUGUAUAGCCUCAAAAAUUUAAUCUAAAAAAGUAUGUGUAUAUAUACACACAAACAAGCAAAAAUUAUUUGACUUAUUUUGGAUCGAAAUAUAUUUUGGAUUACAAAAGUGUAUGGAAUAGCAAAACAAUUGAAAUGGCUUCUCUUUUAAGAGCUACCCAGAAACGUAAAGUUUAUUAGGUUAAAAUGCCCUAUCCGUCACAUGUCUGUAAAUUAAGCCUACGGCUUCUUUAUUACCAUAUGCCAAUCAAUAUUCCCACUGCAUUCUGUGUCAGACUGUUAAUAUUAGGACUGCAGAAACGGGUGGCUCUUUUUUGCAAUGUCUAUGAAUGAUAUGCAUUUGAAUGAUCACUUUUUUCUUUUUUCUCAGGUGGAUUAAAGCUGACAGUAAAGUAGAUUCUGAGAGUAGUGCAAAUCAUUUCUCUCUGGUUAAAAUACACUGCCAAAAGCCAUCUCUUUAAUCUAAGAAAAAGAUUAAAAAUGCAUGUUGAUAUAUCCUCCCUAUCGGACAACUUCCACUGUUACAAUGAAAAAUCUGUCCCCACCCCGCCCUCCCCGCCCCCCCACCUCCUCGCUUGCCUUUGAAGACUCUGACAAGUAGAUUUCAAAAACAGGGAUUUAAAAAUCUGCUUGUUUUACUGGUGAAGGACAUUUGCAUUUUUUCAUUUAAAGGAAUUAGUUUGUUCCCCUGGCUCGUUCCUCUUGGGUACUUUAUGUUCUAAUACACAGAAAGCGUGAUCAUCUUUGAGCCACAGAAAUAUCUUGUGUUUCGUAAACCUCAACUUUCCAAAAGAGUUAUGCAUGAUGUUCCCAUCUGAAGGUGCUGUUUGCUUAGUUUAAAUGCCUUGGUCGGAGUCACUGUCAUGAUGUCUAUGAUCAAAAAUGCUUAGCCCAUCCAUCAGGAAUAAUGACUAAUUCUAUUUGGCCUUUCUAAUAUGUUAGAUAACUGAUAAUGGGGUUUCAACGAAUUUAUUUCUAUUGAACGACAUAUAUUUAUCAAAGAGGAAUUGGUAGUUGGGGUUUGGAGUUUUUGGGGGUUUUUGUUUUUGUUUUUGUUUGUAACAAAUAGCAUAAUGAGGAAUCAACCAAAAGAUUAAUUUAUAAACAGCAGUGCACAUCAACUAAGAGUUUUAAAAAGGCUUUAUUUACACAAAACAUCGGGGGUGGGUACCUUUUGAAGAGUAGGCUCGAGUCAGAAUGCCAUUUCUAAUAGAUCUGACCUUUUCUUCAGAUAACUAAGCAUCAUUUUCUCUGUUUAGGCCCAAGGAAAAACAAAUAAAAGGUAAGGGAAAUAAAGGGAAUAUAUAUAUGGCAAACAUUUCUCUUUUUUUGCAUAUAUAUUAUUAAUUAAACUGUGGCCUUUGUUAUUAUAAAUGUAAUGAUUCAUUAAGCUAUAUUAUGUAAUAUA
Molecule: messenger RNA, 4695 nt
Organism: Acinonyx jubatus (cheetah)
Lineage: Eukaryota; Metazoa; Chordata; Mammalia; Carnivora; Felidae
Gene: C1QL3
Product: complement C1q like 3
Exons: 2
Coding region: 1371-2138 (255 amino acids)
Molecular function (GO): protein binding
Source: RefSeq, a predicted model, not a curated record